Molecule: messenger RNA, 2212 nt
Organism: Hevea brasiliensis (rubber tree)
Lineage: Eukaryota; Viridiplantae; Streptophyta; Magnoliopsida; Malpighiales; Euphorbiaceae
Exons: 10
Coding region: 483-1970 (495 amino acids)
Biological process (GO): rRNA base methylation
Cellular component (GO): nucleus
Molecular function (GO): 23S rRNA (adenine(1618)-N(6))-methyltransferase activity
Source: RefSeq, a predicted model, not a curated record
UUGAAAAAAAAAAAAGAAACCUCCAAGAUUCAGCUCUCUCUCUCUCUCGUCGUUCUCCCUCUCUCCGUCUCUCUCUCUCUCUCUCACUCUCUCUCUCUCUCUCACUCUCUAGCUCUCGCUCCGUCGUUCAUACUCUAUCUAUCCGUGGCUCGCUCUCUCACUUACAUUCUCUACCCAAUUUCAUCAGAUUUGAUCGUGACUGGAAAAAGAUUGAAGCUUUUGUUGGGUCAAAGACAGUCAACCAGAUAUGUUUUCUAUUUUUCAGAAAAAUGCAUAAUAAAAGUAAUGGGUUCGGUUGGGUUUGGGUAGUAUGCGAGUAUUAUUAAUCAGAUUCGAGACAAGUUCGAGUAAUAAAAGAUAUACUUUAUUCGGAUUCAGGACCUUUUCGGGUAACUUAUAUAUCACACGGGUUCAGAUUUGGAUACUUCAAAUUUUACGGGUACCUUCCUGUUGUCAUCCCUGUCCAAAGCAGAAAAAAGAAAAUGCCGAGCAAGAAAAAGAGCAAGAGGAAGAGACCCGAUCGACCAACCAUCCACCCCAAGAACAAAUAUGCAGAUAACCCACCUGAUUUUUCUCUCCUUGCUUCUCUCUACCCUUCUUUUAAGCCCUAUGUAUUCUAUUCUCCUGAUGGUAGACCCAGAAUUGACUGGACCGACUUUAACUCCACCCGGGAGCUCACUCGGGUUUUGCUUCUCCAUGAUCAUGGCCUCAAUUGGUGGAUUCCUGAUGGGCAACUCUGCCCUACAGUUCCAAACAGAUCCAACUACAUCCAUUGGAUUGACGAUCUUCUCUCUGACAUCAUCCCGAAAAAUAACAUAAAUGGAGAUAUUGUGAGAGGUUUUGAUAUAGGCACCGGAGCUAACUGCAUUUACCCACUCCUUGGUGCAUCUCUUCUAGGAUGGAGUUUUGUUGGGUCAGAUGUGACUGAUGUAGCAAUAGAGUGGGCAGAGAGAAAUGUUAAAGAUAAUCCACAUAUUUCAGAACUAAUUGAAGUUAGAAAGGUUACAAACUGUCAAGAGAUCCAUUCUAUUGAAGAUUCGAACAAUGCAGAAUCUGUAAAUGGUGAAAACAAAAUGGAUGUGAAUGGAAGUGUGGUUGAAUCAGGUUCAUUUACUUUGCCUGUGGAUGCUAACAAGAAUUAUCAUGGACCGCCUAUACUUCUUGGUGUAGUGAGGAAUGAUGAGAAGUUCGACUUCUGCAUGUGCAAUCCUCCAUUUUUUGAGACCAUGGAGGAAGCAGGAUUGAACCCAAAGACUUCUUGUGGUGGGACUCCUGAGGAGAUGGUUUGUCCUGGAGGAGAAAAGGCUUUUAUCAUUCGUAUAAUUGAAGAUAGUGUUGUAUUGAAGGAGUCCUUUAGGUGGUACACUUCAAUGGUUGGAAGGAAAGCAAACCUCAAAUUUCUAAUCUCAAAGCUAAGGGAUGUUGGAGUCACCAUAGUAAAGACAACUGAAUUUGUCCAGGGGCAAACAUGUAGGUGGGGGCUUGCUUGGUCUUUUGUGCCUCCUGCCAGGAAGAUAAUAUCACCUUUUGUGGCUGGGAAGAGUAUACUGUCUUUCAUGCUUGAGGGAAUUCAACGCCAAUUCAGUGCUAUGGAUGUAUUACAAUCAGUUGAGUCCUUUUUCCACACCAGUGGCGCAUCCUGUAAAUUGAAUGCCUCAUCAUUUGAUGUUGAUAUCACUGCAUCAAAUGAACAAUGCUAUGUAAUACUAAAGGAUGAAGGAAAACUUUGUGGUGAAACUGCCAAUUGCAGUCCUAUUGAUGAGGAAUCCAACAGUUCAAAUUUGCACACUCCUCAAAAUAACUUGUGUUUUCGCAUUUCGGUAUUUCAGCAAAUCCCUGGCACCCUUUUGGUGAAAGGAUCAUUGCAACAGAAAGACAGCUCAGUUUCAGGAGUAUUCUCAUCAAUUAUCAAACAUUUGGAGGAAAUGUUGAAAUACAAGUUUUGUAGAGCAAAGCCUACGGUCAAGUAAAUCGACUGAUUUCUGCCAUAUACCAUAAUUUAGGGAUUGGAUGAACUUGUGCACGCAUACACAUUUUUGUGAACUUAUCACCAUGGAAUUGUAAAUUUGUGAAGGCUAUUUAUAUGUAGGUUUUGUGGACUGAAUUGUACACUUUAGGCAAACCCACUUUGUGUAGUCACAGGCACUACUUAUAUGGACUUAGUUGUCCAAUUUUUAGUAUUCAAUAUUUAAUAAUUUUUUUUUGGGCUAAA